AUGGCGGCAGUCUCGCUGAUUCCAGGCGAGGAGGUACCCUCAGAUCGCUUGCCAAAGGCAAAGAAAGGCACCCUCACCCUAGGUCCUGGACUUCGGCAUAUUCUCCCAUCAACCAUCUCCGCCACCACUCCCGGUGUGUUGCAAGUUGAUCAUAAGAAAGCUGCUGUUUGGCUGGAGUACCCCAAUGGCCGCUAUCAACCUAGCGUUGGAGACCUGGUCGUGGCGCAGAUACAUCACUCAACAAGCGAAGCAUACAGCUGUAUUGUCACGCCUCAUACGCCAUUUGCUCUACUUGGACAAUUAGCGUUCGAGGGCGCGAAUAAGAAGACUCGACCGCAGCUAAAGGCUGGAGAUAUGGUCUAUGCACGCGUGAGCCGGGCGAGUAAGUAUGAAGAAACGGAGCUCGAGUGCGUGUCUGCUUCCACUGGGAAAGCCGAUGGCAUGGGUCCGCUGAAGGGAGGCAUGGUGUUCGAUGUCUCACCUUCGUUCGCUCGGCGACUGAUGAUGGGAAAUGGUAAGGGUGGAGUGAUCGUUCUCGAUGAAGUGGGUGAGAAGGCUCGCUUCGAGGUGGCGGUCGGCAGGAAUGGAAGGUUAUGGCUCGAUAGCGGUAGCGUUGCGGUAACCAUUGGCAUUGGACGAUUACUGCAGCAAACCGACGAAGAAGGCUGGGACGUAGAGGCGCAGAAGAAAGCUGUGCGCAAGCUUGUGAAGGAUCUGGGAGGGUGA
Baudoinia panamericana UAMH 10762 is the source of this 726-nucleotide messenger RNA. RefSeq lists its product as uncharacterized. Gene Ontology annotation, cellular component: nuclear exosome (RNase complex); cytoplasmic exosome (RNase complex). The transcript has a single exon. Bases 1 to 726 code for a protein of 241 amino acids. Gene Ontology annotation, molecular function: RNA binding. NCBI's taxonomy places the organism in Eukaryota, Fungi, Ascomycota, Dothideomycetes, Mycosphaerellales, Teratosphaeriaceae. Gene Ontology annotation, biological process: U4 snRNA 3'-end processing; poly(A)-dependent snoRNA 3'-end processing; TRAMP-dependent tRNA surveillance pathway. The record is from RefSeq and is a predicted model, not a curated record.